Messenger RNA from Clonostachys rhizophaga, 3156 nucleotides. The record is from the annotation of a GenBank genome assembly. NCBI's taxonomy places the organism in Eukaryota, Fungi, Ascomycota, Sordariomycetes, Hypocreales, Bionectriaceae.
AUGCACCUGCCAGGCUCCCCGGCGCUCAGUACGGUUACCCUGACCGCGGCCGUGAGAGCGCAAUGGUCCCAAACUAUCCGCGGUCUCCCUGAACGGCCUAAUCCCUCUUCACCAAGCUUGCGUGCUGGUGAUUAUCGACGACGCCGUUUCUAUUCUUCUUCUCUGCCAGACCCACCUGCCUCGAACCCCCCUCCCAGAGACCCAAAUACUGGUUCCGAUCCCAACAACAACGGCAAGCCUCUGAGAGAUCCACUCCUGGAACAAGAUGUAGAGAGCGAAGGGAGUCACAAUGCGGCGGAUACGCAUAUCGGCCGUUCAAAGAGGCACGACCUAUCACCGGCAAGGAACCGGCAAAACCGUCGUCGCGUUUCAUCCGCACUUCCACCUGUCUCUCUGCCACCAUCCUUCGAGUCGAACAACAUUCUUUACUUUCAGUACGAUGGCCAACCUUACCUACCUCCCGCCUUGGUCGAGGAUGCGAAGCAUGAUAAAAUCUCCCGUCUUUAUCCACGCACCAAAGGGGACCGUACUGCUGGUUUCCAGAAAGCCAUUGGUACAAUCGAAACUUAUUUCGACACUGCACUAGACCUGCUUCUCCAACGAGAGAAGCAACUUGCGCUCGACUUUCUCGACCGAUCCCUCGAUGGCCCCUCGCACUGGGACCACCCUCGCAUGAUCCAUCAAGUCGCCCGUACUUGGGACAUGAUUCUCGACGCCGCUUGGCACCUCACCGAUGCCCUCUAUCCUGCACGACAGCCCGAAUACAUAUAUAAGAGCCGCCCUUUCUGGUGGUGGCAUUUCUAUAAAGAUCUCGACCUUCACACACAAAAGUUCCGCAACUUGACUGAGUCUCAUGAACUUCCUAUUCGUACUCAGCUUUCUUUCGCCGAGGACCUUGAUUUCUCUCUUUCACACGCUCUUGCCGACUUUCCUGCAGAGACUUUCGAAGCUGUUACCAAAGCCAUUGAUCGAGAGCUUUCGGCUCUUUGUCCCCCUACAUUUGACCCCAAAACGGGAAAACGACCGAUACAUAUCAUAUCAACAUCUGGAUACGCCGGGAAGGCCAUUUCUCAGUCUCUAGGGUCUCACAUGGGCUGGGUCAACUGGGCUGAUGUCAUUCAUUUGGAUGCGCACGAUCUCUCUUGUUUAAUCGGCCAAUAUUUAGGCCAAGACUGGGCAUUUUCUCGAGGCCCUUUGUCUAUGAUGGGGUUUCGUGCGGCCGAGUAUAAUGGGAAAUUGACUAAGGAGGCUGAAGCGACGACCAAACUGGCCGACGAUGAUGAGGCUGACAAUGAAACGAGCAUCAUCAACGUGCGUACUUCAACGUCUUCUAUCGAAGAUGAGCUUCAAAAAGCUAGGCAGGGAAGCUAUGACAUCUUUAGCAAAUGGGAGAAUCUGAAAAUUGAUAAGAUUCUUGACCACAUCAUCCGAACAACAGAGUCAACCACAGCUCCCACCGAGUCCCAAAAGAAGCUUCUGAUACACAUCCAUGACUACGUGGAGCUAAGCAUGACUUUAGAAGGCUCAUAUAUAUUGUCAAGACUCCGAGCUCUUGUGGACGCUGCCUGGCAUCAAGGAAAGCAAAUCGCCAUUAUUGGGACCUCUGCCUGCAACCAGCCUUCAGAGGAGUAUCAGAAUACCGUUAAUGAGCUUGCAGUCGGAGACUUCGUGGUGACACGACACAUUCAACCGGACCGCGCAGAGAAGCAGACUGCAGUAGCCGCCACAAAUGCACCGUCAUUCAAUCUAGAGAAAACGGAUAUUGUCUUGGAAAAUACGGCCAAUAUCAAUCGAAUGUUGUGUUCCCUUGAUCCUAAAUUCGCCCAAUCAGCCUCAACACAGCUUGAGACUGAGAAACAGUUCACCGCAAUGGCGCUUGUUCCUAGCCCUAAAAACAUCCUCAAGCAGUCUAUCCUUCCAGUUCCGGAUGUCUACUUUCUUGCUUCGGCAUUCCGGGAUGCAGAAACCCUUCACCCUGGGGCGGGAGCCGUCAACUGCCUGGAUAGAAUCUUCAUGGGCCCUCUCAGACAGCCUCCAGGUCAAGAUUUUCUUGAGCAGAAAAACUCGGACGAUGCACCGGAGCAGCGAGACAUGUCCAAGUCUUCAGAGGAAACAAAAUUUGAGACCCGAGUCAACCCGAAGCUGAGUGGUAUGAACGAAUAUGAGAAACGGAUCGCUUCCGGACUCAUAAAUCGGGAGAAUAUACGCACAACAUUCAAUGAUGUUCACGCGCCACCCGACACAAUAUCGGCUCUUAAGCUUCUCACUUCCCUGGCCUUGGUGCGCCCAGACGCCUUCUCCUACGGCGUUUUGGCACAUGAUAAAAUCACAGGAUGUUUACUGUAUGGUCCUCCUGGUACAGGGAAAACAAUGCUCGCCAAAGCUGUAGCUAAAGAGAGUGGCGCCAACAUGCUGGAGAUCAGUGGUGCCAGCAUCAACGACAAGUGGGUUGGUGAGGCCGAGAAAUUAAUCCGAGCAGUUUUCACACUUGCCAAGAAGCUAUCACCAUGUGUUGUUUUCAUCGAUGAGGCUGAUGCAAUGCUGGCAAAUCGAAGCAUGUUUAGCAACCGCCCGUCGCACCGUGAGCAUAUCAACCAAUUCUUAAAAGAGUGGGAUGGGAUGGAAGAGACAAGUGCCUUCAUAAUGGUGGCCACGAACCGACCAUUUGACCUUGACGAUGCCGUCUUGCGCCGUCUACCUCGCAAGAUCCUCAUUGAUCUACCACUUCAGGACGAUCGGACUGCUAUCCUUCACUUACUACUGAAGGACGAGAAGCUGGAGGAAACCGUGUCGCUGGAGGAAUUGGCGGAGCGAACGCCCUUUUACUCGGGCUCUGACCUGAAGAAUGUAUGUGUUGCGGCCGCCAUGGCUGCAGUAGAGGAAGAGAAUACCGACGCAGCAGCCCACAGGGGCCCAGAGCCAUACAAGUAUCCGGAGCGACGGACUUUACGCAGAGGCCAUUUUGAACGCGCCAUCAAGCAGAUUCCUGCUAGCAUCAGCGAAGAUAUGCCAUCCCUACGGAUGAUUAGGAACUUCGACGAAGAGUAUGGAAAUAAGAGAAAGUCUGGCGGUAAGAAAAGCAUGGGCUUUGGCCAUGUGGCCGUUGGAAAAAAGGUUGACGCCCAGGCAGCAAGGGUCCGACAACGGGGCUUCUGA